AUGGGUAAGUCUGCUUCAAUCUAUGCCCAAGAAAGGAGGCAUGACUAUGAGUUGAUUUCUCUUAAGCCUGUUACUUGUUUGAGAAUUUGCAUGGACUACUAUAAAAUCAAGUCGUGGAAUUUAAAGGAUGCUUUCCCAAUGCCCUUCAUGGAUCAAAUGCUAGAUCGGUUGGCAGGAAGGGGGUGGUAUUAUUUAUUGGAUGGAUAUUCUAAAGAUAAUCAGAUAUGUAUUGCUCCUGAAGAUCAGGAGAAGAUAACGGCUUUACAGAGGUGUGUGGAAUUCAAUUUUGUCCUUAAUUGGGAGAAAUGCCCCUUCAUAGUAAAGAAGGGCAUUGUUCUCGAGCACAAAAUUUUAGCAAAAGGGAUAGAGUUUGAUGAAUCCAAGAGGAAGCUGGUUGAGGCCCCUAUCAUUGUUGAACCAGAUUUGUCAAAACCGUUUGAGAUAAUAUGGGAUGCAGGUGGUGUUACCCUUGGAGCUGAAUUAGACAUCGAGGUUAAGGAUUACAAGGGAUAUGAGAAUCAAGUGGCUAAUCACCUAUCCAGACUCGAAGGCAAACAGGCAGUAGAAGGUGAGCUAGAAAUUGAUGAUUCCUUUUUGGAUGAGAAAGUGCUUCAAAGUAGAAGCAACUAA
Capsicum annuum is the source of this 630-nucleotide messenger RNA. RefSeq lists its product as uncharacterized. The transcript has 4 exons. Bases 1 to 630 code for a protein of 209 amino acids. Lineage: Eukaryota; Viridiplantae; Streptophyta; Magnoliopsida; Solanales; Solanaceae. The record is from RefSeq and is a predicted model, not a curated record.